Phyllopteryx taeniolatus (common seadragon) is the source of this 1067-nucleotide messenger RNA. RefSeq names its product ATP synthase peripheral stalk subunit OSCP (gene atp5po). The record is from RefSeq and is a predicted model, not a curated record. The transcript is spliced from 7 exons. Gene Ontology annotation, biological process: proton motive force-driven mitochondrial ATP synthesis. Gene Ontology annotation, molecular function: proton-transporting ATP synthase activity, rotational mechanism. Bases 82 to 732 code for a protein of 216 amino acids. Lineage: Eukaryota; Metazoa; Chordata; Actinopteri; Syngnathiformes; Syngnathidae.
CAGCCCCCAUGGAUAGCCGAUUUGUCUUGCGGUUUGCACAUGCGCAUUCUGUGCUUCCAGCCUUGACAGCUGGAGGAGAAAAUGGCAGCCCUCAUGCUAGGACAGCAGGCCCGCCAGUUUAGCACAUCAGCCAUUAGGCCUGCAGCCAAACUGGUCAAGCCACCCAUCCAGGUUUAUGGAGUCGAAGGUCGUUAUGCCACUGCUCUGUUUUCAGCUGCUAGUAAGCAGAACAAACUGGACCAAGUGGAGAAGGAGCUGGGUAAAGUGAAUGCUCUCAUCAAGGACCCCAUACUUUCUAGUGUGGUCAUGAACCCCCAUGUGAAGCGCAGCCUUAAGCAGAAGACCUUUCACGAUGCCCUUGCAAAGGCUAAAGUCUCCCCUAUUACAGUUAACCUCAUCAAUGUCCUGUCUGACAAUGGUCGUCUUACUCUAACUGGUGACGUCAUCGCUGCUUUCGGCAAGAUGAUGAGUGCACACCGUGGAGAGGUGAUCUGCUCAGUAACCACUGCUCAGCCUUUGGAUCAAGCUAAUCUAGCUGAGCUGAAAGUCGCACUCAAUGGAUUUCUUCAGAAAGGUGAAACUAUCAAGCUGGAAACCAAGGUCGCGGGCGUGCUGGAGCCUAUCCAAGCUAUCAUCGGGCAGGAGGCGGGGUACACCCUGAACUGGUUGCCAGCCACAUACAUACAAACAAACAACAAUUCACACUCACGUUCACACCUACGGGCAAUUUAGAGUUGUCAAUUAACCUACCAUGCAUGUUUUUGGGAUGUGGGUGCCUGGAGAAAACCUGCAAACUCCACACAGGCCAGGCCGGGAUUUGAACCCCGGUCCUCAGAAGUGUGAGGCAGACGCUCUAACCAGUCCUCCACUGUGCCGGCCUCGUUUUCACCCUAUUUGAGCAAUUUGACCUAUGAAUCUGUAACAUUUGAUUUACUGGUGAUGCACAUGCAUGUUAUCUACCUUUUUUAUUUAAUUUUGUUUUCAUUUAAAAGUCAAUUGUUUUAAUGGUAUGAAAAUUACCCAUUUCAGGACUGAUAGUUUUUUUUUGUAUUUGUAACUGUGUAUUA